GGCAAGCAUCAAAGCAUCGAGUUCAUCUACACAAAGAAUCGCCUUCAAUCAUUCACCAUGGUUGCCACGCUCAAGCUUGUGAGCCUCAUGGCCACCCUCCCCUCCGCUCUCGCCUGUCUAGGUUACACUGGGGGACUCCCCACAGCAACUUCAACCAAGACCAACAGUAAAGUCAUCGAAGUUGCUGCUGGAACCACCUUCGACGGUGGUUGGGCAAAAUAUGAUCGAGGAUCCGGUGCUUGCAACGGACAAAGUGAAGGAGGUGAUUCUGAUGCCGUAUUCCUUCUCCAACCCGGAGCAACUCUUCAGAAUGUCAUCAUCGGCAAAAACCAAGCUGAGGGCGUUCACUGUGCUGGAGCUUGCACUCUCAAAUACGUCUGGUUCGAAGAUGUGUGCGAGGAUGCGAUUUCCAUCAAGAAGGACAAGGCUGGUGAUCAAUCCUGGAUCAUCGGAGGCGGAGCAUAUCAUGCCUCGGAUAAAGUGGUCCAGCAUAACGGAUGUGGUACUGUCAACAUCAUCAAUUUCUACGUUGAGGAUUAUGGAAAGUUGUACCGAAGUUGCGGAAACUGCUCAUCCCAAUGUAAGCGUAACGUCUACAUUGAAGGCACGACUGCUGUCAACGGCGGUAUACUUGCCGGUAUCAAUUCCAACUAUGGAGACACGGCCACGUUGAAGAAUGUAUGCUAUGAUACCGACCAUCCAUGCCAGAUGUAUACUGGAAAUAAUCAAGGCAAAGAGCCCACCAAGGCUGGAUACUGUAGCGGAUAAUCGGUUCCAGAUAAACAUUCCGAGUGAUGGAGGCAAGGAGUGUUUGAACGUUUUUGAAUAAAGAAUGUUGGAUGGGCUUUUGAGUGAUAGUUGAAGGGUGAUUGUCGUUGUCGUUGUCGUUGUCGUUUGUUUCCCUGUGGAUAUUUCAAGAACCUAUUGAGUGUUUGUACAUACAUUAGAAAGCAGUACUUAACUAUACUACAUGAUCUAUUCCAUCGUGCACA
Messenger RNA from Botrytis cinerea B05.10, 992 nucleotides. RefSeq lists its product as hypothetical. The transcript has 3 exons. Gene Ontology annotation, biological process: pectin catabolic process. Gene Ontology annotation, molecular function: pectate lyase activity. NCBI's taxonomy places the organism in Eukaryota, Fungi, Ascomycota, Leotiomycetes, Helotiales, Sclerotiniaceae. Bases 58 to 768 code for a protein of 236 amino acids. Gene Ontology annotation, cellular component: extracellular region. The record is from RefSeq and is a predicted model, not a curated record.